Messenger RNA from Amphiprion ocellaris (clown anemonefish), 3643 nucleotides. RefSeq names its product phytanoyl-CoA hydroxylase-interacting protein (gene phyhip). Bases 197 to 1204 code for a protein of 335 amino acids. Lineage: Eukaryota; Metazoa; Chordata; Actinopteri; Pomacentridae. Gene Ontology annotation, molecular function: protein binding. The record is from RefSeq and is a predicted model, not a curated record. The transcript has 5 exons. Gene Ontology annotation, cellular component: cytoplasm.
ACACAGAGAGGAAGAGAGAAACAGACGGAGAAAGAAGAAGAGAGGAGCCCGUGUGUUCGUUUCACCUCCUAAUCAGUUUUCCUGGGGGAUCUAUCAUCGACUGCAGCAGGCGGCUAGAAGAAGGCAGAAUAAGAAGAUAGCACCGUUCAGCCUGGCGAGAAUCUUCUCCCAUCACAAAUCUGAGCCUCAUACAAACAUGGACGCCCCUCUUUCCACUCCCUGCAACAUCCAGAUCUGCGAGGUGACCUGCGACUCCUUCCGCAUCAUGUGGGACAUGACCUCCGAGGACACUGCCAGAGCCACACACUUCUUCAUUGACCUGAGCCGCAAAGAGAACAGGGACCCCAACCGCUUUAAACACAGGGAUGUGCCAACCAAGCUGGUGGCCAAAGCUGUGCCCCUUCCCAUGGCAGUGAGGGGACACUGGUUCCUCAGUCCGCGGACAGAGUACUGUGUUGCUGUUCAAACUGCCGUCCGACAGCCGGACGGUGACUACCUGGUGUCAGAGUGGAGCCAGGUGGUGGAGUUCUGCACCGGGGACUACGCCAUGGAACACCUACAGCAGCUUCUUGACAAGGCCAAAGGUUCUGCAGGGAGGCUGCUCAAGUUCUCUGUGUUUUAUCGCAACCAGCACCCAGACUACUUUGACUAUGUCAGGAGGGAAGGUGGAGGACUGAUGCGUCCGGCCCUGAAGGACAGCAGUGGGAGUCACGGCUCUCCUAUCAACGGCAAACUGCAAGGAGUCUUUUUCAGCUGCAACACGGAGUUCGACACCGGCCUCCCUCCCAAAGACUCCCCAUAUGGACCGCUGCGCUUCCAGAUCCCAGCUGGACACCUGCUGAACCCCAACAUCUCCCUGUAUUUUGCAGACUUCUACUGUAUGUACACAGCCUACCACUAUGUGGUGCUGGUGCUGGCCCCAGUGGGCACAGAGGGAGACACCUUUUGUCGCACCCGUCUCCCGAUGCUGGACCUGGCCUCCAACCCUUUCCUGACCUACACUGCCCCCCAGAGACAGGGGGAGGAGCCUCUGUACUGCCACGCCAGUGACGUCAUCCUGGAGGUGCUUUUCACGGAGCCGGUUCAUUUGGAUCAGGGCAGCGUGGAGCAGAUCAGCGGACACCACCAGCUCAUGAGUCUGACCACGGCCAACGCCAAGAAGGACCCGAGCUGCAAAGUGUGCAACAUCAGUGUGGGACGCUGAUGGAGGACAGACCAGGGAGCGUGUGAAACAAAACAGUUGAGUCCAUCAAGUGAAGGUCAGAACUCCGUGGAAACAGCCACCUCUCAGGGUGUGUCCGUGCUGCUUUACCACCUCCUCCCCUGCCCGGACUAGAGUGUUUUAAAUAGAGGACUUUUACUUUUUGCAGCUGGGAAAACAGUGAAUGCCCAUCCAUGACUGUUGAGUAAAACUAUACACUGAAAACAUGACAGGCUUUAGAAAACUGGAGAAAAUCUGUGUUCCCUAUUGAUAGAGAGUCAUAAGUGGUUCCUUCAGGUGUCUACAUGCUGUUUCCUCCAUGUUGUUUUGAAUUUAUAUUUUUCCCCUAUGUGUAAGUGGUGUUAUUUCUGUUUUGCUUGAGUUUGAUGUGAUUGAUUUUACAAAAAAAGGAAUACGAGACAAAAUAUUAUAGACUUCAGAACAAAGAUUUUUUUAAAAAUGUAGAUUUUUUCCCUCUCUCUACAAAGUCACUGCCAGAUGUUCCCUCUCCAAAACCCAGUCUUUAAUUGCCAAAUGUCUAAUCAGUAAUUAUACUUGGUAGCUUUAACUGUAGUUCGUGGCACCCUCUCCAGACACUUUUUGAACGCUGACUGCAGAGUUAUGAUUAUGAAAUUUAUCAAAACACUUGAUAACACACAAUGUGUAAAUGCUGCAGUUUUAUUCCAUAUUAAUAUGAUAUAUUCUGACACUGGAAGCCAUUUGAUGUGCUGAGGUUCUGAAUACAGAGAGGUAAUGGGGAAGAUGGUAUCUCAAAGGUCCCCACAGUAACUCUCUGGCAGCACACCUCAGCUGCAAACAUUCCUGAGCUAAGAUUAGCUUCGUUCCUCCUAUGGGGAUUCUAUUUGUUACAGCCCAGUUGUGUCUGACCUAUAUGUGAAUCCACAAAUGCCCAGAGUGAAAGGAAUCCCCCUCCCUUGUGCACAAGACCAAUCCAUUUGCUGGUGAGUAGCCACAAUGUAGGACAUGACAAGAGGCUGAACUAUGAAAGGAAACUGGAAAGGAAAAUUGAAUACAACAAAACUGACCCGUUGUAGCUGCUGAGAUGUCUAAACAUGAGAAAAAAUACCAUUUCAGAGUAAAAACAAUGUAGAUGUAAUGAAAAAAAAUACCCACUGCACUGGCGCAGCAUGCAUGAUAUAAAUAGAGAUCCCUCCUGACUAGAGUAAGUCAUGCCCUUUCACUUAGAUUCUUCCCAUGGCAGAGGUGUGAGCUCACGCACACAGUAAUGCUGUAAUUUUGUCCGCCGUUAUUAUCCCAAAAAGCCUCGCUCUCCCCUCCUGGCAAGUAAGACAAACAGAACUCUAUCUUCCUUUUGGCAUCUAGCACUUUAGGAAUGGCAAUGUCGAACUCAAAGAUGUCUGUCUGGGGUCCUCCGAAGCGUUUCUGCAGGUACGUGCAGGGAACAUCUCUGUAGCUCUGCCACGAGUCAAAGGUGAUGCGCACUCGCACAUCUUUCUGGAAGCUGAUGUUCUUGACUCGGACGGUGCCUUGCAGGGUCUGCUCGCUCACGCUGCAGCUCUCCAGGAUAACCAUGCUCUCUGCCAGCUUGGCGCGAAAGGCCUGGAAAUCUGCUGAGGGCUGUGGGAAGUCCAGUUUGAGACGUGUUCCUGGGCAGCAGGUGCUGACGGUGCAGCUGUAGCCAUCCUCUGUCAUGCUACCCAAACCCUGCAGCGACGGCAGCAAGUCGAGGCCAGACUGCUCUUCUUCAUCAGAGAAUUCUCGCACGGCCGUCAGAGACAAGCCCCGUGAGUCCGCGAAAACCACACGCUUGUUCUUCGCGGGGAUGAAAACGUCGUCGUCGAAGUCAUCAUCUAAGUCGCUGAAGAGGGAUGAGAAAGGGUGGGUGAGAUAAGCUUGGCUUAACAUGCCAGAUGAUAGCUGGUCUGAAGGCGGAGGCCGGAUGCAAGGUCGCUGGGGUUUCAGGAUGGGAACCCACACGUGAGGACACAGUUCUUUACGCUGGUUCAAGCACAGCCUCACAGCGAUCUCCACAAGUCCGGCUGACUGGGCCAUUGAUCCGACACCAACCACUGGAACCAUACUGGAAAAGACGGAGAUGGUGAUUUUAAUUAAGACUGCUGCCAUGUAAGAGUGAUCAUAGCUGUCUAUAUUGUAAUUGUGCUGUUAUUUGUUUGUGAAGAAGCAUCACAGAAUCAAGGUGAACAAGAGAGUGACUUCAGAUUAUUAUCUAAUAAUUCUAAUCCACGCUCACUUUUUGAUCAUGAAUGAUGAAGUGAUGCAAGACAUUUCAAUCACUGUACGCACCUUGUGCUGGACAUCUUCACACUGGCAGCCUGGUGUUGACCGAUGGGAUUAUUCUCCUCAGUGCUCAGUUGGAGUUCUAGAAAACAGAAAAAUAUGUCAGGUUUACAACAGGCAUUUAAAUAAUAAAAAAAGAGCAAAUUUGUUGUUAUACUUUGA